This is a messenger RNA of Saccostrea echinata, 2307 nucleotides long. Its product is annotated as vasoactive intestinal polypeptide receptor-like. Lineage: Eukaryota; Metazoa; Mollusca; Bivalvia; Ostreida; Ostreidae. The record is from RefSeq and is a predicted model, not a curated record. The transcript is spliced from 12 exons. Gene Ontology annotation, molecular function: G protein-coupled peptide receptor activity. Bases 190 to 2307 code for a protein of 705 amino acids. Gene Ontology annotation, cellular component: plasma membrane. Gene Ontology annotation, biological process: cell surface receptor signaling pathway; adenylate cyclase-modulating G protein-coupled receptor signaling pathway.
UGAACUUUGUUUUCGAGCUUAAGACUUACCGAGUGAAUAUUAACAUUAUUUUUUUCUAUUUUACCAGUACAAAAAGGGAAAGAAAUUCGUGUUGUGUACAAAUGACAAAAAAAUGACAUAUUUAAAUGUUUCAAGAGAGGGAAUAUGAUUAAGUGUUCUCUUAGAUACAUACAAGAAUAACGCAUUGGAAUGGAAGCUUCUAGCGUAACAAUGGAGCCCGUACCGGGGAGCACCGAGACCAUACCUGAAGACCUGUGGGAAUACUUCCGUUUACAAGUACAGUGUCGCACCGAUUCUAGUCUCAACGUUACCAGGAGACCAAAUGAAACUUACUGUGAGCCUCAUCACGACUCUUUCCAUUGUUGGUACGCGACAAAAAGUAACACAACAGUUACCGCCCCUUGUCCAGCUGCUAUUGGUGCACCAGAUCAUGUCGUGGCAUACCGACAUUGUGGGUCAGAUGGAUACUGGAAAAAUAUAACGGAUUACCAGCAAUGUAUAGACUUUCUAGACAAAAUGCUUCCACCACAGGAUGUGACUAGCUUAACUCCAUCUGUAGCGGAACAUUCCCGAGCUGUUCUGAUAAUGAGGGAUAUUUAUUUCGGAUGUAGUUUAGUGUCCUUGUUCUUCCUGUGUAUCACACUCUUCGUGUUCUGCUACUUCCGGUCACUUCAGUGCAGCCGAGUAUCUAUACAUAAACAUCUAGUCGUCUCCUUUAUCCUUCGCUUUAUCGUCAUCGUUAUCUUGUUUGAACCUUUAGUGUUUGGUCAUGAUGUUUAUUAUACCAGAGUGGACUGGGUUUGUAAGACUAUAAUAGUGCUGGGACAGUACACAAUGGUCAGUAACAUCUUCUGGAUGUUCGUGGAAGGCUUAUUUCUACACAAUAGUAUUGUUGUUACUGUCUUCUCUACGGAUGCUCCAUUUAAAAUAUUUUGUGCCAUAGGAUGGGGUCUUCCCGGUAUAAUAGCUAUAUCCUGGGCAAUUGCCAUGCAUUUUACAGUCUUCACGCCAUGUUGGCAGAACAACUCGGACUCUCCAUAUUCUUACAUCGUGUCAGGAUCCAUAUUGCUAGCUUUAAUCGUUAAUUUGUUCUUUUUAAUCAACAUCAUAAGAGUGCUGGUGACGAAGUUAAGGGCACAUAAUACUCAUGAAUCAUCAAGAAUUAAGAAGGCUAUUAGAGCAACCGUGAUUCUCAUGCCGUUGCUUGGAUUGACCAAUCUUAUAAUGUUAUUUAAUCCGAACGAUGGCGGAUCUUACGCCUCCGUGUAUCAAGUCACCAAUGUUGUACUCCAUUCCAACCAGGGAAUCUUAAUUUCAAUUUUUUACUGUUUCUUAAAUGGCGAGGUACGCCGAGUCAUAAAACAGAAAUACAGAAGAAUGAAAAUUCAACGUAUACUAAAGAACAGUAGCCGCCGGUACUCCAGAACAUCAUCUUGUAUUCUUUCUCAAACAGAGACUAGGGGAGACCAAUCAUCUUCGUCAGAUAGUAACAUUUGUAUGGGAAAUCUUAAUAAUAAUUCCUAUCAAAAGGUGACGCUGAUCACGGAAGUGCGAGAAAAACCGAGAUCGGAAAAUAACCUUACUAGAACGAGUGACGUCAUAAAGCAAACUGCUUCCGCUUCUGAUCCAUCAAACUUAAAAGUUACUCACUCCGUCAAAUUUAGGUUAAGUUCCAGCGAGAAUGAUUUACAAAAGUGUAAAAUGCCUUUUUGUGAAAUAUCAGCUGAUGAUGUGUUCGAUUUGCCAUUGAUAGAGGUUUCCGGUCCCGAUUCCGGAAGCAAUGGCGUAAAUGCCGGGAUCGGCAUUCUACGCAAAACUGAUGCCAAUGGAAAUGCAGAUAAUAACCAAAUUAUGACCGGGAUGAGUUUUACAAAUAAAAACAAUGUAAAAGGAAGUUCAAAUAGUCAAAGUAUGACCACGAUCGGUAUUCUUAGCAAAGUAGAUGUUGUAGGCAGUAACAAUAGUACCCUUGUUAAGGGUAAAUGCAGCAAUAAUAGUAGUGAAUCGCAUUAUCACUUGAAGGAAGUGGACAGCAAUUCUAUCAGCUCUGAGAUAGAGUCAGAUUCGGACUCUGACAGCACGUGUUUGAGGAAAUCAGACUGUGGGAGGACAUUAGUGAAUGAAAACUCCUAUUCAAAACCAAGUGAAACUGACGUUGGCAAAUUGCAAGAAAGCCGAUGGUCUCUUCUAAGCAGUAGUGAUUUCAAAUUAAAUAUUGUUGGUGGUUUUGCUGAAGAAGUCAAGGAGGAGUUUCUCAGAUUAAUCCAGGAAAAAGAUCUUAGAUUAAUGCAGGAAAAAGAAUCUUAA